Molecule: messenger RNA, 567 nt
Organism: Uranotaenia lowii
Lineage: Eukaryota; Metazoa; Arthropoda; Insecta; Diptera; Culicidae
Exons: 1
Coding region: 1-567 (188 amino acids)
Molecular function (GO): nucleic acid binding
Source: RefSeq, a predicted model, not a curated record
AUGUACCUACUGAAGACAAUCCGGCUGACCACAUUUCACGCGGUUCUGCUCCCGAAGACGACGUCCAUCAGAAAUCUACUGAACCAGCUGGAAGAACUUCGUGUUCUCUUUCUGUCGCAACGGCAUCAGUCCGAGAUUUCCAGAGCAACAGCCCGAAUGGGAAUCGCUUUCCAUUUCAUCCCACCACGCUCACCCACCUUUGGAGGGUUGUGGGAAGCUUGCGUCAAGUCCGUGAAACAUCAUCUACAUCGCGUGACUCUUGAUGUCCUUCAGACGCAAGAGGAAAUGACCACUACGGUCGCACAAAUCGAAGCGUGCCUCAACUCCCGGCCGCUUACUCCCCGUUCCAACGAUCCCACAGACCUCGAGGCCCUAACUCCAGGCCAUUUCCUCGGUGGUCCAAUCCUUGCUCUUCCCGAACCAAACCUUACCUCACUACCCUCCAAUCACCUGUCCCGCUGGCAAGACCAACAGCGUGUUCUCCAAACGCUUUGGGAUCGCUGGUACGUCGAAUACUUGCCCACUCUACAGCGUCUUCAAAAAUGGCCCGGUAACACCCGAAUCUAG